Messenger RNA from Meloidogyne enterolobii, 283 nucleotides. The record is from the annotation of a GenBank genome assembly. NCBI's taxonomy places the organism in Eukaryota, Metazoa, Nematoda, Chromadorea, Rhabditida, Meloidogynidae.
GUUCGAUCGAGAUACACGUUCGCCUAAACCGAAAUUCAUCAGAUUUGGACGUUCAGCUGGCAACAACCAAAAGUUUAUUCAAUUUGGGCGGACUCCUUCAAUGGAAUUAGUUGGGGGAGACCCCUCAACAGAAGUAGAAAAUUUGGAUGAUUUAAUUGAUGUUGUAGAAGGUCUAUAUCCAUCAGAAAGGUUAAGGCAACAACAAGAAUCACCUGCAAUGACUGCUGUUUAUUUAACAGCACCAAAAAGAGCACAAAAAUUUAUUAGAUUUGGCAAAAAAUGA